GAGCCACCUGCAGCGCGGGCCGCGCCCAGUCUGAGCGGGGACUGCGCUGGGCUGCGGGCCAGAGGCCUGGGCCACCCGCGGCCCCGCACCCAUGGGGGCGUCCCGGCCGCCCCCCGCCGCCGCCCACCACCGGCUGCUCGCUGUGGUCAUUUCAGCAGUGACUGUUGGUUCCAUGACAAACCAAGAUCCAUUGGGAAUUAGGUGUGUUUUACUUGCCUCCAAAAUCAACAAUUCGUCAACAUGGAUAUCGUCAACAUCACCUAUGGUGUCGGAUGGAGUGUCGGUGGAAGAUCUUGGCUGCUCUCUGAAACACCGAGGUUCAGCAGUGGCCUACCAAGCUAUUAAACCAGUGGAAAUUAGUAUUUUUGCCACUGCAACUCUGCAAGUGACACUGAGCUUUCUGGGAAAUGUUUCAUGCCGUUGGAUCUCGAGACACAAUUCCAUUGACUGCCAACCUGAUUUUGACUCCGAAAACAGGACUGUUCUUUCUCUGGUCAUUUCGAAAAUGACAGAAACCCAAGCCGGAGAAUACCUCCUCUCAAUUCACAGUGGAACGAUGAAUUGCACAGUCCUGUUUGCAGUGAAUGUAAAACGAACCUUAAGGAAGCCCUACUUCAGGAAACUCGAAGACCAGGAUUCAGUGGAUUGUGUGUCUGAUAGCUUCCCUGAGCCCGUGAUGGAAUGGCUGUUUUGCCGGACCCUCAGCGAGAGCUGCAGGAAGACAAGUCUCGCCAGCAUGAAGAGAGAGGAAAAGGUACAGCAUGAAUUAUUAGGAACAGACAUCUGGUGUUGUGCGAGGAAUGAAUUGGGCCGGGAGUGUACCAAGCUCUUUACACUAGAUCUAAAUAAAGCACCACAAGCACCCCUACCACAAUUCUUUCUUAAAAUCGGGGAGCCGCUGCUGAUAAGAUGCAAAGCUGUUCAUAAAAACCAUCGGUUUGGACUCACGUGGAAGGUGGAAAAUAAAGAAUUACAAGAGGGCAGCUACUUUGAGAUUAGUGGGUAUCAAAGCAACAGAAAUAUGGCACGGAUUAUGUUCGCCUUUGUCUCAUCAGUGGGAAGAAGUGAUGCUGGACAUUAUACUUGUUCUUCCUCAGAGGAUACCAGCAAAACAGCUUUGGUUACAGUCUUGGAAAAAGGAUUCAUAAAUGCAUCCAAUACGAAAGAAGACUAUGAAAUUGAUCUGAAUGAAGAAUUUUGCUUUGCAGUCAAACUUAGAGCAUACCCACAAAUUAGCUGCACAUGGACAUUUUCUCAAAUAUCACUGCCUUGCAAAAACAGUAACCUUGAAGAUGGAUACAGCGUAUCUCGAUUUUGCGAUCAUAAGUAUCAGCCAGGAGAGUACAUAUUCCGUGCCGAAAACGGUGAUGCACAUUUCACGAAAAUAUUUACGCUGUCUGUGAGAAGAAAACCACAGGUAACAAUGCAAGUAUCAGCCACCCAGGUCUCCUGCUUCUCCAGCGGCUACCCAUCACCAUCUUGGGUCUGGAAGAAAUGCUCAGAGGACUCUCCCAACUGCACGGAAGAAACCACUGACAGGGUUUGGAAGGAGAGAUCCAGAGGGGGCAGUCCGGCACUGGGACCCUGGGCGUCGGGCAGCACGAUGAACAUGAGCCAACGGGAGAGAGGAUUCUGGUUCGAGUGCUGUGCCUACAAUUCUGUCGGCUCAUCCUGCCAAAGGUUUCUCAACUCCCCAGAAGCUAUUUCUGUCAUCCAAGACAAUAUCUCAUUCUAUGCAACAAUUGGAUUUUGUCUUCCAUUUAUAGCUGUUUUACUGCUAGUAAUCUCUCACAAAUUCAAAAAAGGUAAAAAACCAAAGUCCCAAUUUAGAUAUGAGAGCCAACUGCAGAUGAUUCAGAUGACGGGCCCUGAGGAUAAUGAAUAUUUCUACAUUGACUUCAGGGAGUUCGAAUAUGACCUCAAGUGGGAAUUCCCGAGAGAAAAUUUGGAAUUUGGGCGAGUGCUUGGCUCUGGCGCCUUUGGCAAAGUGGUAAACGCUACAGCAUAUGGAAUCAGCAAAACGGGAGUCUCGAUCCAGGUGGCCGUCAAAAUGCUGAAAGAAAAGCCAGACAGUUCAGAGAAAGAAGCUCUCAUGUCGGAGCUCAAAAUGAUGACCCACAUUGGCAGCCACGAGAACAUCGUGAAUCUCCUGGGGGCCUGUACCCUCUCAGGACCUAUUUACUUAAUAUUUGAAUAUUGUUGCUAUGGUGAUCUUCUAAACUACUUAAGAAGCAAAAGAGAAAAAUUUCACAGGACCUGGACAGAGAUCUUCAAGCAACACAAUUUCAGUUUUUACCCCCGCCUCCACUUACAUUCAAACACCAGCACCCAUGACUUUGAAGAUGUUCCGAUGAAUGGCAAUUUUGAUUUGAUCGAUGGGAUUCCAUUUUAUUCUGAAGGUAAAAGGGCAGUUGUGGGUGUCUCACAAAUAGCGGUUGAGGAUUUGAAAACAGAAAAAAGCAGGACGAGGGAGGAAGAUUUCAACGUGCUUACGUAUGAAGAUCUUCUCUGUUUCUCGUACCAAGUUGCCAAGGGAAUGGAAUUUCUCGAAUUGAAGUUGUGUGUCCACCGAGACCUUGCCGCCAGGAACAUCCUCGUGACACAUGGGAAAGUUGUGAAGAUAUGUGACUUUGGCCUGGCCAGGGACAUCCUGAAUGAUUCCAACUAUGUGGUCAGAGGCAAUUGCUCGUUUACGGUGAAGUGGAUGGCCCCGGAAAGCCUGUUUGAAGGGAUCUACACAAUCAAGAGCGAUGUCUGGUCUUUUGGAAUACUACUGUGGGAAAUAUUCUCUCUCGGUGUCAAUCCCUACCCCGGCAUCCAAGUGGAUACGAGCUUCUACAGGUCAUUCAGAGUGGGAUUUCAGAUGGACCCACCCUUCUAUGCCACAGGAGAUGUACCUGUCAUGCAGGCCUGCUGGGCAUCUGACUCCAGUAAGCGACCACCUUUUCCCAACUGACCUCCUUUCUGGGGCUGCCAGCUGGCAAAUGCAGAAGCAGAGAAACUCUGUGCGUAUCCCCGCUACGAGGUCUAG
Molecule: messenger RNA, 3031 nt
Organism: Ornithorhynchus anatinus (platypus)
Lineage: Eukaryota; Metazoa; Chordata; Mammalia; Monotremata; Ornithorhynchidae
Gene: FLT3
Product: fms related receptor tyrosine kinase 3
Biological process (GO): cell surface receptor protein tyrosine kinase signaling pathway; multicellular organism development; B cell differentiation
Cellular component (GO): signaling receptor complex
Molecular function (GO): ATP binding; transmembrane receptor protein tyrosine kinase activity
Source: RefSeq, a predicted model, not a curated record